UCUCUCUCUCUCUCUCUCUCUCUCUCACACACACACACACACACACACACACACACACACACACACACACACACACACACACACACACACACACACACACACACACACAGAGAGAGAGAGAGAAAGAGAGAGAGAGAGAGAGAGAGAUGAAUGCUGAGUGCUGAGUAACCCUCAUGUCCCAGAGGACUUCAGGGUCCGGGGUUCAGAUCUAGUCAUCUCUGGACAAAUAGCAUUAAAUAGCAGAUGUGACUCAAACUAAGGCGGAAAAUGUGCAGUGUCAACUUGGCAUUCAGCUGUGGGGAAUUUGGGGUUUUGAGUAAUUCUUCUGAAACAAAAAAAAAAACCACAUUUGUUUCUGAACAUUUAGGAAGAUAUAAUGUCUAUCUUAACAGCUAUUUCUGUUUUGGAAAACAACAGAAGAUAACAAUCCUGUUUGAUUCUAGAUAUGGUCCUGGAGCAUCUGUGUUUUAUCCAAGUCUACAAAACACACAUUUUAGAUUCAGGAGUUAAGUUUGAGCUGAUGAGUUAAAUCCAGGUGUGUUCCGGACUGCACCCUUGCCCCUGAACUGCAUGACCAAAUGAUUUAAUACACCACGACCAGGAAUUUUAAAAUAAUAAAACUAUUUUAAACACUAGUGCAACUCGUAGACUGUCUUCUCUUGCACUUUUGGUUGGUUAGUGUGUGUGUAUGUGUGUGUGUGUGUGUGUGCGCGCGCGUGCGUCUAUGAACUUUGGUGGAACCCCUGGCGCACAUCUGGCCACUGCUUUGAGCUCGCAUGACGCUGCGCCCCUGGCAGGCAAAUAAUCAGGAAAGUUGCGGCUGAAAUUUGAACGACAGGAGUUUCAAAUGUCAAAAUAUCUGCGUGAGAGUAAGGAAAGGAGACGGGCUGCUGAAUGGCUGGAAUCUCGGGUAACGGAAAGCUUCGCCAGUGGCUGAUUGAGCAGGUGGACGGGGGGAAAUACCCCGGCUUGGUGUGGGAGGACCGCGAGAAGAGCACGUUCCGUAUUCCGUGGAAACACGCCGGCAAGCAGGAUUAUAACCGCGAGGAAGACGCGGCGCUCUUCAAGGCUUGGGCGCUGUUUAAGGGCAAAUAUCGCGAAGGCAUCGAUAAACCGGAUCCGCCGACCUGGAAAACGCGCCUCCGCUGCGCCCUCAACAAGAGCAACGACUUCGAGGAGCUCGUGGAGAAGAGUCAGCUGGACACCUCCGAGCCUUAUAAAGUUUACAGGGUCAUUCCGGAGGGCAGCAAGAGAGUCUCCUGUGAGAGAACUUCCACAAUGACGAGCCCUCACAGCUAUCCACUGUACUCGACAUACACACCUCUGCAGAGUCAAGUUUCUAACUUCCUGUCUCCAGGUGAGAAAGGAUGGAGAGAUUUGCCAGAUCAAGUUCCAUUUCCAGAUUUCUACUAUCCCUACAGUCCAAACUCAUACACCGUGUCUCGGGACCCAGUCGGUUACCAGAUCAGCAACUCGUUCUAUAGUUGCAGUGGUUUUGACCCUUCAACAUCCACCUUUAACUUGGAGCAGAGCAUGAGAUCUGCUGCUUUCUCUGAUCCCAGACUGCAGGUGUCUGUAUUCAGUGGAGAUUCUCUGAUCAGGGAGAUGACCGUGUACAGCACAGAGGGCUGCAGGUUGGCUCCUUAUGAAGAAAACCAGAAUUACGGAGGCCCUGAACUUGUGCAACUUCCUCAGGGUGAGGGCACAGAGCUGGAGCGUGGCGUAUUGGUCUGGAUGGCUCCUGAUGGCCUGUGCGCCCAUCAGCUCUGCAAUGCCAGGGUCUACUGGGAGCUGGUGCCCAACAUCAACGCUGAUAAACCUAAUAAACUGGAGAGGAACCAGACCAGCAAACUUCUGGACAUUCAGCAGUUCAUCACAGAGUUACAAGGCUACUAUCUACAGGCACGACCUCCUCCUUGUUUCCAGGUGCUGUUGUAUUUUGAGCAGUGCCAUGACAACCACACUCACAAGAGACCCAUAACAGUGCAGGUGGAGCCACUAUUUGCUCGCCAGUUGUUCAUCCUGAGUCAGCAGAGCAGCACACACCACAUGAGGGCUCCUGAUAACGCAUCUCUGCUGUGGGAGCAGAUGCCCCCUUCUCAGCAGAACUACUACACAGGGAGCUCCCAACAGCAUGACACCCUGCAAGACUAAAUCCCAUAUGACACACAAGUGCGGAGGUGAAAUACAGCAUUUUGCUUGUUUCAUUGCAUUAGGGGGAUAAAAAGAUAAUUAUGUACUAAAAGGCAGAAGACCACAAGAGACUGUGAAAUCUACUGGUUUUCUUUGAAGGAUUCUCUCUUUUUUUUAAUUACUUUAGUAUUUCUGUAGUAGCAUUAUCAUAGUUCUAAAGCAUCUCAGGGAUAACGCAUGCUUAGACUUGCUCAUUAUGUAAUUUUUAUUUGCUGCACUGAUGAAUAAACCUCAUACGUCAAAUCUGAAGACAUGAAAUAUAAAUAUUGCCAAACAGAUUUAUUUUGUUCUUAAUAAUAAUAAUAAUAAUAAUAAUAAUAAUAAUAAUUAUUAUUAUUAUUAUUAUAAUGAGAAUAUAACUGCUGUUUUAUGUCUUGAGAAAAUCUGUUUUUUUUCUUAACAUUAAAGUCAGUUUAGCUAAUGAACCAAUAAUACUUUUUUUUUUUUUUUUUAAAAACAAACAAAAAAACUUUUUCUAUUUAACUAUUUCUGUCAGUUGUGGCUCAAUUAAAAAUAAAUUCAGACACCUUAAAAUAAAAUGAGUCUUGUGUUAUACAUUUAUUAUUUUAUUGAAUUCAAUUCAGCAUAACAACAAUAAAUAGAACAUUCAUUGGUGGUAACAUAUAACUAGUUACGCUACGGCUCUAUGAAGCCCUGAUAACAGCCAGAGGUGGUGUGUAACACUUGAAUGCCAUGUUGUUGAAUGUACAGGCAUGCAGAGAUAUUCCAGCAAGGUCAUGUAGUAACCUAUGACGUAGUAUUUGAUAUAAAUACUUCCAUCAUACAUCAAUCAUUCCCUACAACCUUCUUGCAGAGAUGCUUGACAAGGAACUCUGGUGGUUAUCCAGGGCACGACCGAACCACAGUCAUAACAGUUAACAACGUAACUUAUCCUUGCCUUAGGACAACCUGAAAGGUGGCCAAAGAACUGUCAAAGACGACGUCAGCAAGAGAGACAGGGUUAACCUUACACAUGGUAGCAGGAACACAGACUUAUGGAAUGGAACCUCUACAUAAAGCAUGUGAGUAGGAGUUGCUCCUGGUAGGAGGUUCUUGUCACAAUAGGGCCAGGAAGUUCAGACUGUCUGUAGCCUAUGGUAAUGAUCACCCAGUGGGCUGAACUUUGACACUGAAUGCUUUGCAGACUCACCCUCUACUGACUGCAAGGCUUGUUUAUAUAAACUGUUUUACAAACGUGAGCAGGGGCAGAAAUCCUGAAGUCGAAAGGUCACACCCAAAUCAUCUUGCAGUCAACGCAUACAAGGUGAGCUUAUCGCAAGAAUAGUAGUAACUGCUAGAAUGAAGACAGAUUUCAAAAAGACAUCCACUUGUCAUCUUUACACAUCGGCUCAUAAUGAGGGGCUUUAAUGGACUGCAGCACUAAGGGGGAGUCCCAUACAAGGCUCCAAGGGACCCGUGGAAGAUUGUGGUAUUUUCCCCUCUUCAGAAAGGAACCAAGUCUAUGG
Messenger RNA from Ictalurus punctatus (channel catfish), 3659 nucleotides. RefSeq names its product interferon regulatory factor 4 like (gene irf4l). NCBI's taxonomy places the organism in Eukaryota, Metazoa, Chordata, Actinopteri, Siluriformes, Ictaluridae. Gene Ontology annotation, cellular component: nucleus. Gene Ontology annotation, biological process: immune system process; regulation of transcription by RNA polymerase II. The record is from RefSeq and is a predicted model, not a curated record. The transcript has 9 exons. Gene Ontology annotation, molecular function: DNA-binding transcription factor activity, RNA polymerase II-specific; protein binding; RNA polymerase II cis-regulatory region sequence-specific DNA binding. The coding region runs from base 895 to 2154 and encodes 419 amino acids.